AGGGGGUCUGAGGGGGAAAGCAGAGAGACCAGCAGUGUCACCUGGAAGAAGCGUGGCUACUGUGCGGGCCAAGGCCGGGUCUGCUUGGAAGUGAGGCCAUUCAUCCCCAUCGCCUGGCAGUUCACAAGUUUUUGGGUUUGUCACUGCGUGCAUUGAGCUCCUCCCGCUGCCUUCCGAGGGGUCUCCUGGUCUGGGAAGCCCCUUUCGCCUCAGGGUCUAGGUAGUCUCCACGCACAGAUCACUGAUGCAGGCAAUUGCAGCGGUCAGGCUCAGUAUUUCCAGGAAAGAAGGGAGAAAAGACUCGAGGCAGCCCAUAAGCAGGCCCAUAAGUGGCCAUUGGCGGGAUGUUCCUCUGCUUAGGCCGGGGCUCCCAGUGAUAACCCACUCAGGACCAGCCCACGAACGUCCCACGACAUGUUCGCCUGGGCUGAAACAGCUCAAAUGAAUUGUGACUCGGUGUGAUGUGGGAUCCUCGGCCAUCGUCUCUGCUCCCGUUUCAUCCUUGAAACCAUUGUGUGGCGUAUUUGCUUGUGCUUGCAUGUCGUGUAAACACAGCCCUUGGAUUUGGCUGAUCGCAGUUGUGUGAAUUCAGGUGAAAGAAGCAAAAAUGUUUGCAUCUGCCGGUCUGGCCCCAGCAUGAGGCGCACUUCCUUCUUUUUCUUGAACCCGGGGCCUUCCUGGCUAGUAGCCACCCUGCUCCUGGCAUGGCUUUCGGGGGCAGCUCAGCCAGCCUUCCCCAGCUGCCCCACUCUCCACUCGCCCCCUUCUCCCCUCUCCCCCCGGCUCCCCCUCCCCCUUACAUGGGCUGCCUUCCCGCCUCCUCUUGCGCGUCUGCUAUCUGAUACAGGAUACGUGAUCUGUCGGCUCGACCACACGCUUCCAACCAGACUCUGCUCGCCUGCCUCACACACAGACGCCAGGGCUGCCACUCUGCCAAGAUGCCGAUGGCAGUGGCUCUCCUGUGGCCUCGCUGAGCUCCCAGGAUGCUGCCAGGCGUGCCACCCUUGGUCUUGCUUUGCCUGGCCUUCUCCCUGGGGCACCCCUGCCCUGCCACCUGCAGCUGUACAGACUCUCACACGGUCGACUGCCGGGGACGGGGGCUGCCUGGUGUGCCCACCCAGUUCCCCCUGGACGUACGGAAGCUCCUGAUGGGCAACAACAGCAUCCAGAGGGUCCCAGAGGACUUCUUUAUCUUCCACAGUGACCUGGUCUACUUGGAGUUCAGGAACAAUGCUAUCGCUGCCCUGCCGGAUGGCACCUUCAGCAGCUCUGGCAAGCUGGUCUACUUAGAUUUGAGCUACAACAACUUGAGUCGGCUGGGUGCCGGCCUCUUCCGGUCAGCAGAGCGUCUGGUCAAGCUCUGCCUGGGGAAUAACCGCCUAGCCGAGGUGGACGAGGCGGCUUUUGCCACCCUCGAGCAUCUCCAGGUGCUGGAGCUGAACCACAACCGCUUGCAGAGGCUGAGCGUGGCCACCCUGGCCGCCCUGCCUAACCUCCGGGUCCUCCGCCUGGAGGGCAACCCCUGGCCAUGCGACUGUGACUUUGCCGGCCUUUUCAACUGGCUACAGGAGAAUGCUUUCCGGCUGCCCCAAGGUCUGGGUGAGAUCCGGUGCACCCCUCCCACAGAGGGGAGCUCCGUCCCGCUCAGUGAACUGACAGAAGCCAGUUUCCGGGACUGCAAGUUCCGUCUGUCCCUGGUGGACCUCCUGAUCAUCGUCUUCUCUGGGGCGGCAGUCUCCGUCGCGGCCAUCAUCUCUAGCUUUGUUCUGGCGCUGCUAGUGAACUGUUUCCAGCGAUGCACGCCCAGAAAAGAGGAGGAAGAAGAGGAGGAGGAGGAGGAAGGCUAAACUCCCUUCUCUUUCCCUGCGCCCACCUGCCUUGUUCAACGGAAGCCAAGGGCUGCCUCCGCUUGCUGAAAAGGGCAGCUGAGGGCCGAACAGUCCCUCUCCCAUGGACUGACCAGGGAUUGACAGGAUGAGCUACUUUGGGAUCCUCUCCAGUGACCGUCUCACAGGAGGCAAGAAGGGGCUCAGAAGCAGGAGGCCGAUUGGCACUUUCGGUGGCACUUCAUUUUAAAACUUCUCUCUGUGGACAGCGGCAAAUCAGCAGGAAAUCCAUCUGUACAAAUCUCCUUUGAUUCCAAGGAGUGGCCCCAUGUAACUCCAGAUGUGGAUCUCCUACCUGUGGCUGCCUUCACUUCUGCAGCUGCCCUCAGUGCCCAUUGCCACUUGGCUGGCUCCCUCCCUGCCCAAGUUCCAAGCCACUCAGGGGUUGCCUCGUCACGCCUGGCUUGGCUUGCCAGCCCCUGGCUGAGCAAAGGCAGCCCUUGCCCACUGCCUGGCCUGGGACGUCUCCCGUUGUGUAGAUGGAAGGAUUGCUCGGCUUGUCCCCCAUGUGGCUCCGUCAAAAGGAGGAGCAGGAGGCCAGCCCAACUUCCUCACCACCACCACCCCGGUCUCUCAAGCACAGCACCUGGAUAGCUGCCCUUUUCUUCUUCUCUGUAGGUGGAGUUUCCUUCAUUUUCAUGGAAAAGGAAUGGCCCCUGGCUUUUCGUCUUUCCAAAAGGUCGAAUGGUGUGAUCUUUGCCCUCCCCUCUGCUCUGAGUGUCUCCGAGGGGCUCCUUGCAGAAGCUUUGCUACUGCUUGGCUUCCCAUGUUCCCCCUUCUCCAUCAUUUGAUCCCAAAUGCUUGGUUGGGAAGGUUCUGGCACUUUGAAACGUAACUAAGCAUCAGGCUAAACCUGCCAACGUGGGGAAUCAGGGCAGGCGCACAGAUUGAAAUGCAAGGCUGAUAAAUCCGUGGGCAGCCGGGUACUUUGGUCAUUGCUGGGCAAGUGGUGAUGGGGAUCGCGGUGAGGCUGCCCGGUCUGCUGAGAGCAGCAGGAUCCCAGGGGGCCUUCUGGGACCCAGGCCUCGAUGGAAAAUCCUCAUUUCCACAUUUGGAAACCUGCGAUGUGGAAGGAUCUACUGUGGACAUUUCUGGAGAUGUUAAAUGGAUCCCAGUGAUCCACUGCUGGGAGUGUCCAGGCUGUUGGCUUUCUCCCAUCCUGACCCUCUUAGAAAAGGACAUUUUGUGCUCUAGCUUGCAUGCAUGUGUUUCCUUAUAAACAGCUUCCGUGCCAUUUUCUUAGCAACAGUGUGGAAGUGGGAAGGGAUUUUUUUUUAAAUUCCCAGAGUAGCCCCCAGCCCCCUUCCUCCCUUAUGGAUCCCCCCAAAAUAUUAUCUGCACAUCUUAAUCCUCCUCUCCCUGCCUGACAUGCCCCCCUGCCCCACCCACCCACCCCCCUGCUCCCCAGAGGGAGGGUCUGGGCCUGGCUUCCCCGGAGGGAUUCUUGGUGCCCUGCAAACCGGGAAUCUGGGCCUCCAAGGACCAGUGAUGAGGGGGUGGUGGUGGUGGUAUGGAUAUUUCAGCACCUCCCUUUGCUUUUAACAGUAGCUGGUGCGAGAGCCUUCCAGGCAGGGUGGAUUUGAUUUAAAUCAAGUCAAUUUAAAUCACAAUUUAAAUCACUAGCAAAAUGCCUUGAUUUAAAUCAACUCGAUUUAAUCAUAAUUUUUAAAGAGCAACUGUCAUCUCAGUCCCAAUAUUGCAGAAUAUACAGCCUCAUGCUUACAUAACUAAGCUCCAUCUCAUGCUGAAUAAACUUAAGUUAUGAAUGUAUCUUAAGUAGAAAACUAUCUUUAGAUAGAUUUUUUACUCCAAAAGCAUUUUAUUAAAAUAAAGUUGAUAAAAAAUAAAUAAAAAAAAUGAUUUAAAUUUUUAAAAAUCUGUUUUUUUAGAAAAAAAAACCCAUAGAUUUUUAUCCACCCUGCUUCUGGGGCUCAGUCCGGGCAGAGUGGGCUCCAAGCGAGACCUCCUGGCUCAAGGCCAUCUCUCACACUGACUCGCCCGGCUGCAGGUGGGAGUUUCAAUCCCCUCCUUGCAGCAGAGGGACCUUCCCUGGAGGAAAGCCGGGUCAAGUGGUGGUGGUGGUGGUGGUGGUGGUGGGCGACUGUGACAAUUCAGAUUCUAAAAGAGUAUUUUCCUCUGAAGCUAAAGUUUUUCUUCACCCCCAAAUGUAGCACCAUAACUGUGACCAAUGGAGCAUGUGUCUAACCUACGAAAAAUUGCAUCCUGUGAUCUUUGGGUGUUGCGAAAGUUAACUAUGUUGGGGGGAGGGGGGCACUGAAGUCAAAUUCCAGGGGUUGGGGUAGUCUUUGUUCCGCCUAUUUAUUUUUCCUUGCCCUGUUCCCCCACCUCCCAACAGAUGGAAAAUAUUUUCAGCAUUCUGCUCCCACAUCAGAGCUGUCAGCUUUGGAAGCCAUAUUAGGCCGGAAGCUUCCAUGUUGCUACCUUCCCCUGUGUGGGAAAGUAGGAGGGGGGAUUUAGUAGAGGGGUUGUCUGUAGACAUAAUAGCAUUCUUCUUGUCGAUCAAGGUCAGGGCGAUCCUGCAUCUGAAGGAGGAGUGGUGGGAGAGCUGUCUCGAGAUGGGAUGGCGGUUGAUUGGAGCAUGUGGUCGACUGAGGAGUGAGCGGAUGGUUUUGGGGGUUUUAAUUUACUGAGGGGAAACACGGACCUCUCAGAUUCGGGUUUUCCCAGAUGUGCCAGUUUACCUAUUCUAGUAAAUAGAACUUUGAAAAAUGCUUGCUUCAGAGUCUUUACUUGGAGUUGGGGUUUUUCUGGAACGCUGACACUAGCAGCCUUUCCUUUCUGUCCUAAUCCAACUGCUGUGUCCCCCCUCUCCCCCCAGAAAGAGAACCGUGGAGUCUCCC
Pantherophis guttatus is the source of this 4747-nucleotide messenger RNA. The record is from RefSeq and is a predicted model, not a curated record. NCBI's taxonomy places the organism in Eukaryota, Metazoa, Chordata, Lepidosauria, Squamata, Colubridae.